Nycticebus coucang (slow loris) is the source of this 3393-nucleotide messenger RNA. RefSeq names its product programmed cell death 1 ligand 2 (gene PDCD1LG2). Bases 268 to 1086 code for a protein of 272 amino acids. Gene Ontology annotation, cellular component: external side of plasma membrane. Lineage: Eukaryota; Metazoa; Chordata; Mammalia; Primates; Lorisidae. Gene Ontology annotation, biological process: cell surface receptor signaling pathway; cellular response to lipopolysaccharide; positive regulation of T cell proliferation. The record is from RefSeq and is a predicted model, not a curated record. The transcript is spliced from 7 exons.
CACACCUUUUUUUUCUCUUCCUUAAUAUAUCUCAGCCCCAAUUCUGACUGCUGUUCUGUUACCCAUCUUCUAAUGUCCCGGGUAGAAGGAAUCCUGGGUUGGAGCUACUGCUGGAUGAUUUUGGUUUUGGUUUUGGCUGUUUGGUUUGUUGGUUUCUGGAAGGGAAUCUGACACAACAGUUUGUUGCUUUGUUUUUAUUUUUGGUUUGCUUUUUUCCCUCAUCUUUGCCUGAGGAGCUGUGCCAAGUCCUCAUAUCAAGUACAGAACAUGCUUUUCCUCCUGCCAAUGCUGAGCCUGGGAUUGCAGCUUCAUCAGACAGAAGCUUUAUUCACAGUGACAGUCCCUAAGGAGCUGUACAUAGUGGACUAUGGCAGCAAUGUGACCCUGGAGUGUGAUUUUGACACCGGAGGCCAAGUGAAACUUGAAGAAAUAAAAGCCGUUUUGCAAAAGGUAGAAAACGAUACAGCCUUGCCUGCGGAAAGAGCCACUUUGCUGGAGGAGCAGCUGCCCCUGGGGAAGGCCAUAUUCCACAUCCCUCACGUCCAAGUGAGGGACGCAGGGCAGUACCACUGCCUGAUCAUCUAUGGGGUUGCCUGGGACUACAAGUACCUGACUCUGAAAGUCAGAGCUUCCUACAAGAAAAUAAACACCCAUGUCCUGAAGGUCCCAGGAACAGAUGAAGUAGAGCUCAUCUGCCAGGCUGAAGGUUAUCCCCUGGCAGAAGCAUCCUGGCCAAACGUCAGUGUUCCUGCCAAUACCAGCCACAUCAAGACCCCUGAAGGCCUCUACCAGGUCACCAGUGUUCUGCGCCUAAAGCCCCAUCCUGGAAGAAACUUCAGUUGUGUGUUCUGGAAUGCUAAUGUAAACGCCAUUUCAGCUGUUUUUGACGCUAAAAGUUGGAUAGAACCCGUGCCACCUACAACUUCGCUGCUUCACAUUCUCAUCCCUUCCUGCACUAUUGCUUUAAUUUUCAUAACCACAAUGAUAGUCCUAAGAAAACGGCUCUGCCAUAAGCUGUAUUCUGGGAAAGACAUAAGAGUAAGAUCUGUCACCGCAAUAAAGAGGGAAGCAAAUACAGCUAUCUGAACCUGUGGUAUUAGGAGCCUGGGUGACCUGAUAGACUAUCCUCAGGAGGCUUCUGGUCUCUGAAGAAGAAUCCAUUGGCCUGAAGAGCUUGCCAUUUUCACUUUUCAAGUGCCUUUGGAUGACCCAGCACUUUAAUCUGGAGCCUGUGACAAGACUAGGCAGCCCAGCCGCUGCGUGCACAGAAUUCAAGCAGCCUGCCCUUUGACCCUAGCUCAUACCUCUGCAGCCUGUGGCCCUGAGCAUGCACUGUUGCACUUUAGAAAAUUACCCCGCUGCAUCCAGGACCCCAGUGAGGGUCUAGAGGCUCUUUCUUGCUGCCAGACUGAAAACAAAGGGAAUUAUUUACCCCUAAAUUUCCAAAGUGAUUUCCAGAAGCCAAGAUAUAUGGAAAUUUCUAGUUACAUUAACAGACAGGUUGUCAAUUGUUAUUUCUUAAUCUAUAAUUUCCUCUGGAUACCAGAAGAGCCUAUUGUGACUAAAGGUCACAGACAGGGCUUAUUUCAGACUUGAGCCAUGAUGUUUUUUAUGGCUUGCUGGAAAUCUUGGUAGCAUCUGAAGUUGUUCUCAUUAACAGAAAGCAUUUAAGUACACAUCAAGUGUGCAAAUCGUGGGGUAAAGACAUCAGCAUUUUGUGUUGUUGUUGAGGUAUACAUCACAAAGCAUUUGUUUUAAACUGGGCUGAAAUGAUACCUAAUGAUAUUUUUUGUUUUUAACUACAUCUUUCCUUUAAAAAUUCUUAUCUGUUUAACCUUAGAAAUCAGUGAUGUAUUUCAAAAUAUAUACUUCAUAAAUAUUUGUCAUGCAAAUAUGCUGUGUCUGCAGAGAUUUCAGAUGAGAAGCUACAAUGGUCAAAGCCCCAAACUAAGGUUCCUUUUCUGGUUCUCUAUAUAACUUUAAACUUAACCUUUCUGUGCCUCAGUUUCCACAUCUGUGAUAUGGUGAUGCUGACUAGUCAAGGCUUUUGAUGGCUGGCAGUAUGGAAAUCCCUACAAGAUCCCACUUGUAGGCCAUCCUCAAGCCCAAAAGAGAAGGUGAAGGGAGCAGCUACCAGAACCCUGGUGAUAAUGGCAGAAGAUGGUAAAUGGGCUACCACAUAAUAGCUGUGAGUUCUUCAAGUGAUUGGAAUAAAUCAUCCUGCUCAUCAAUGACCUUUCCUUCUUUGGUUUUUCAAACCAGUCAGUCAUAAGGCCUGGAAAUAAUGCCACUGAAGGACCACAAGGUCACAUAUGGCCUUAAGGCCGGCCACAGGUUCCCCAAACCGGUUCUAGACUACCAAAUAGCAAGAGGGCGAAUCAGCUCCAGGAUCCUGAAACCUGGGGUUUGUCCAGGCCGGGAGGCAGUGGGGUGGGGGAAGGAGGAAGGGAGCUUAAGGCAUCAUGUCUUAGCUUGAGAAAUGUUCUAUACUAUAGCAUGCCAUCUUAAAAUUUUAUUUUAACAUUUAUCAAGUACUUACCGUAUGCUCAAUAGUUAACCUUUUUGUACAUACUAUUGUAAUUUGGAAUGAAUCCUUUGAAAACCUUCUGGAAAAGGCACUACUAAUGUCUCCAUUUUACAGAUAAGAAAAUUGAGGCACAGAGAGGUUAAGUACUUCAAUUAAGGUUGCCUGUUCUAUCUGAAAGCGACAGUUCUAGGGCAACGAACCCAUAUUCAUUACACCCUAUAAUGUGCCCUGCUUUCCUACCAGAUGGGACUUUAUGGUAGGAUUUGACAGGUUACAUGCACUCUUGUGGGCUCUUUGCUGGUCAAGGAUUAAUUGUAUUUUUACUUUUUCUGGGGCGGUGCUCUAGGAGGGAGGGGGGAGUACAGAUGCUGGCAUCAGAGAUUCAAACCUCAGCCCAACUAUGUAUGAGUUGCACAACUUCAUAUGUACCAGUUGAUCUCUCUAAGCAUGUUUCCAUACCUAAAAAAAUAAAUAAAAUAGGUAGAUUGCACAUUCAUUUAUCAGGCCUGUAGUAUGUGUAGCACAUGGUAAAUAAAGUCUCACUGAUAUUCCCCCUGUGUACCAACCACUAUCCCUUGCUAAAUACGGAAUGCCCAGGGAAUUAUCAAGCCCAUGUAUCUGAAGGAGAUUUCUCCCAGGGGAGCCCUGAGGUGUGCUCUCUGAGAAAUUUCUAGCCUAAUUAUAUCAGAUGGAGUUUAUGCCCCAGAGCUCUCCUUGUUCAUCCUCCAGCAAGGUCAAAGUGCUCACCAGUCCUCAAGUAUGCCUUAUACUGACCCCUCCACCCAGAGUACCUCCUGUCUGGGCCCUCAAUCCUCCCAAGCAAAAUCUUGUGCAUGCUACAGACACCAGCUCUGCCAGGAAAUAUU